CCGUCCCGCGCAGAGCCGGGUCCCACCUCUUCCCGUUCCGGGGCGGGCUCCCUCCGGGUCCUAUCGCCCGUCUGGUUCGCGUGGGUCCCUGACGGAGGGGUGGGGGCGGGGCCUGGGAAAGCGGGGGCGGGACCAUCCCAACCUCCUCAGCCAAUGACGCCUUCCCCGCGCUCCGCACCAAUAGCAGGCGGCGUUGUGGUUGCCCCGCGGAAGUUAAGCGAGGCGGGCGGGUUACUAUAACGGAGAAGAGGGGUAAGAACAGCUGUGUCAUGUGCGCAGCCCCCAGCCGAGCGGGGAGCGGCAGGUCGAGCGGGGAGCGCUACGUGCGGGUUUUUGAAGCAUGUGAUGAAGAUAAAAAAGGAUAUUUAAGCAGAGAGGACUUUAAGGUCGCUGUAGUGAUGCUAUUUGGUUACAAACCCUCAAAGGUGGAGGUGGAUUCAGUAAUGGCCUCAGUGCAACAAAAAAAUUCAGGUAUAUUACUUGAAGAAUUUUUAAAACUUAUGAGUACAAAGAAGGCUGCACAACUACACCAUAGUGAAAUAAGGCAGAUAUUCACAGCUUUUGACAUGCAAUAUAGAGGAUUUUUGACUUUAGAAGAUUUCAAAAGAGCCUUCAAUUCCAUUGCUCCAAAAUUACCUGAAAGGAUCAUAGUUGAAGCUUUCAGAUUUGUACAGCCAUGGGUGAAGACACUAGCAGGUGCUAACAUCCCCUUGUCAAAGACUGACCACCCACUUGUGAGAGAAUUUCUUGACAGCAGGGUCCGGAAUGGUGGUACAAAUCUUUCUAGGACACAACUGACUGAGACAUACUUACCUGAAGUGUACCGCAAAGAAAAGGAAAACUAAAAACUGAAGCUUAAAGACAAAAAAUUGCUGUUAUCUUUGAAUGUUAUGAUGAUGAGGCAAGAUCAAUUCUGAAUGUACCAUUUGCACCAUUACAACCUGAUUUCAGUGGGCAUAUUAACUUUUUUUUUU
Messenger RNA from Trachemys scripta elegans, 974 nucleotides. RefSeq names its product EF-hand calcium binding domain 11 (gene EFCAB11). Lineage: Eukaryota; Metazoa; Chordata; Testudines; Emydidae. Bases 270 to 845 code for a protein of 191 amino acids. The transcript has 6 exons. The record is from RefSeq and is a predicted model, not a curated record. Gene Ontology annotation, biological process: regulation of transcription by RNA polymerase II. Gene Ontology annotation, cellular component: cytoplasm; nucleus. Gene Ontology annotation, molecular function: calcium ion binding; double-stranded DNA binding.